AUGGUCGUCUUGCCAGAGCCCUUUGCCUCAUUUGAGCGUACUCCUCUCCUCUUCGACCAGCCUUCUCCCCUCCACCCGCUGCCCAACCUUACGCGGCAUGUCAAUUCUACCACUUCCACCAAGGCCCAAAUCUGGGCUAAACGGGAGGACUGCUCUUCCGGUCUUGGCCUUGGUGGAAACAAGAUCCGCAAGCUCGAAUACGUCGUCCCCUCAGCCAUGGCCAGGGGCUGCGACACACUGAUCUCCACCGGCGGCACGCAGAGCAACCACAUGCGCCAGGUUGCCGCCGUCGGAAAUUACCUCGGCCUCAAGACCGUCCUGGUCCCGCAGGUUCAUGGGCCGUCCAAGUCUGAGGCGUUUGACCGGGCUGGGAAUGUGCAAGUCAACGCUGUACUGGGGGCUCAGUACGCAGAACAUAAUGCCUCACUCGAGGACGUUGCAGCUGGUAUAGAGGAAUCGGGUGGGAAACCGUACAUCAUAGCCUCGGGGGCAUCUGCCCAUUUGCACGGCGGUCUGGGGUUCGCCCGCUGGGCAUUCGAGGUGGUUGAGCAAGAGACGGCUCUCGGCGUCUUCUUCGACACCAUCGUUGUCCCUGUGGCCUCUGGGGGCACCAUUGCCGGCAUGAUUGCAGGAUUCAAACUCGCUGACCGACUGAGACAAGAGUCAGUACUCGGAUCAUCCACUGAGACCCGCACUCGCUGCAUCAUCGGCAUCGACACCUACAACAAGCCGGCCGGCGUACUCGAGGCCACGGUUCUUGAAAUCGCCAAGCGGACAGCCAGGCUCAUUGGGAUCGGCGAAGAUGCCGUCCAGUCUCAUGAUGUGGUCCUCGAUACAAGGUACAAUGCUGGGACGCAUGUGGCUUGGGACGAGCAUACGGCCAGGGCGGUCAAGUUGCUCGGGUCACAGGAGGGCAUCGUUACCGAUCCGAUCUACUCGGGCCGGACCGUGGGCGCCAUUCUUCACAAGGCGGAGCAAGGUGAACUUGAUGAGGCGCAACGUGUCUUGUUUGUACACACAGGCGGGCAGGCAGCGCUCGGCGCAUUUCCUGACAUGAGAUAG
This is a messenger RNA of Fusarium vanettenii 77-13-4, 1062 nucleotides long. RefSeq lists its product as uncharacterized. The transcript has a single exon. Gene Ontology annotation, molecular function: D-cysteine desulfhydrase activity. Lineage: Eukaryota; Fungi; Ascomycota; Sordariomycetes; Hypocreales; Nectriaceae. The record is from RefSeq and is a predicted model, not a curated record. Bases 1 to 1062 code for a protein of 353 amino acids.